AUGCUACUGGGCUCUUCCCUGUCUCUGGGCCUGGUUGUUCUGUACCACAAAGAAGAAAUCACGGCAAGGGACAUGUCCGCGGCUAUCUUCAUUGGACAUGCCAUUACAGUGGCUGUAGCUAUAUUGCUUACUUCAGGCAUAUGGCUAGCGGUUUACUUCGUUGGAGUGAAACCAGCGUCAAAAGGAGGCGAUACAUACAACAUUUAUGGAAACUGUAGCUCUUCUGAGAAGCCAAGCAAUGGAUGUGCACCACCUCCACCAGUGACCUGCGAGAAAACAUGCGAAUUCAUUAUCUGCGAAUCAAUACCAGCUGGACUCGCGUUCAACUCCUCGUAUCCAAUUUACAACAGCACGACAAAUUGUUGGAUGAGGCUAAUGAUUGAGUUCAUUAUUCUUCGCAUUUUCGGUCUUGUGUACAAUUUCAAUAAUCAAUGGCUUUUCACCACUGCAUAG
Cooperia oncophora is the source of this 453-nucleotide messenger RNA. NCBI's taxonomy places the organism in Eukaryota, Metazoa, Nematoda, Chromadorea, Rhabditida, Trichostrongylidae. The record is from the annotation of a GenBank genome assembly.